Messenger RNA from Penicillium salamii, 1632 nucleotides. NCBI's taxonomy places the organism in Eukaryota, Fungi, Ascomycota, Eurotiomycetes, Eurotiales, Aspergillaceae. The record is from the annotation of a GenBank genome assembly.
AUGUCGGCCCCGCUGGUUAAGGUCUUGCACCGACUGCAAGAACUCUUUCACAACGUGGUCGCCGCUCUCGAAAACAUGAUCCUCUUCCCCUCCCUAUUCCGCGGAUUCUCGCGCCGCCGCCGGAAGCCCUUCCUGGGCGCCCAUUGGAAACGCCGAUCCCUCGACGACUUCGCAGAGGAAGUCGAAAUCGCCUGCUCCGUCCCCUUGUCCACUCGCAACAUGGCCGAUAUGUCCGAGAAGAUUCGCGCGCAGUUCCGGACCUGCCUCCAAGACAGCCCGUGCUGCAUGCUACCCUCCUACGAUACGACCCUCCCCGCUGGCACGGAGAAAGGAACCUAUCUCGCGCUGGACGUGGGAGGCUCGACAUUCCGAGUUUCCUUGAUUGAGUUAAAUGGCCGAGACGAGGAAGUGCGGAUCCUGAAGGUGUCUUCGGCACAUAUCGAUGAUAGCGUGAAGCUGUUGGAAGGAACAAAGUUCUUCGAUUGGAUGGCCGGACAGAUCGAGGUGGUCCUCAGGGAAGUGGGAGUUGACUACGGGCGUAGUGAUGUGCCGUUGGCGAUGGGUCUGUCCUGGUCGUUCCCUAUCGAGCAGACCUCGCACGGUAGUGGAUUGGUUGUGCAAAUGGGCAAGGGGUUCAAGGCUUCAGACGGUACGGUAGGUCUGGAGCUCGGUGAUCUGAUCGUCCAAUCAUGCCGCAAGCGCAAUUUGAACGUAGAGGUCGCCGCUAUUGUGAACGACGGCUCUGCGGCUCUCUUGUCGCGUGCCUACGUUGACCCCAAGACCCGUAUGUCUCUCAUCCUGGGCACCGGCACAAACAUGGCAAUCCAUUUCCCGGUACAAGAGAUUGGGAUGUCCAAAUUUGGCGUCCGCCCCGAGGGCUGGUUCGACUACGCAAAACACGUUAUCAUCAACAGCGAGAUGAGCAUGUUCGGUGGAGGCGUGUUGCCUAUGACUCGCUGGGACGAAUACCUGAACCGUACCCAUCUGCGUCCCGACUACCAGCCUCUCGAGUAUAUGAUCACAGGUCGGUACCUGGGCGAAAUCGUCCGCCUGAUCAUCGUUGAGGCUGUUGAAACGUCUCGUCUGUUCAACGGCGAGCUGCCACACUCCAUGCGUGAACCCUACUCUCUCGACACCAGCAUCGUCGCCUUCAUCGAAGAAGACUCCUCACCAUCUCUCUCCGCCUCUGCAACCCUCCUUCAAAAGCAACACACAUUUCCCACCCUCCCAACUGCGGAGGACCUCCGCUUCCUGCGUCGCAUCUGCCAGGCUGUUUCCCACCGCGCAGCAGGCUACUUGGCCACAGCCAUCCACAGCAUGUGGUGCCUGCGCAACGAGGUUGAAUUCCCCAGUACACCAAUCACAGACUCUCUCGAUAAAGAAUCCCCUGAGAUCACCGUCGUCGAGAGCGAAGAUUCAUCCAAGAACCUUUCCAUCGCUUGCGACGGAACAGUCAUCAACAGAUACCCCGGAUUCCAGGAUGUCUGCCAGGCCUAUCUAAACAAACUGACCGAAGAGACACACCCUGGCACCGGCGCUUCCAUCCGCCUGAACCCAGCGCCUGAAAGCGCCAUCCUGGGCGCUGCUGUCGCCGUGGCCGUAGCCGUGGCUGAAAAGUCCGCUACAAAAUGA